Messenger RNA from Anopheles coustani, 1071 nucleotides. RefSeq lists its product as uncharacterized. The transcript has 2 exons. Lineage: Eukaryota; Metazoa; Arthropoda; Insecta; Diptera; Culicidae. The record is from RefSeq and is a predicted model, not a curated record. Bases 1 to 1071 code for a protein of 356 amino acids.
AUGUACUUAGUUCGUGUGUUAAUCACUCCUCUGAUCGUAGUAAGAGUUUUUGGUUUGAUAGCUUAUGACUGCAAGACUCAAACUCUAAAUAUGACAUCAAUUUCCCUCAUAAAUACUCCAGAAUGCAUUGAACACCACCCCAAUAUAACCUAUGAAACAGCGCAAGUAGUGAUCACUCAAUCUUCAAAUACAGGGAAAGGGAAAUUUAAACACUGUUUAAUUGAGGUGGAUAAUAUAUUGACAAGGUGUGGAAAAACAAUAGAUACAUCGUAUGAAUCAGGAUUCUUUUCUGAGUUCAUAAAAAUCUCGAACAGUCAGUGCACAGAUGCAGUGUUUCAGGGGAAGUUAGCUCUCAGAUAUAGAUCUUUUUUUCUAGAUGCUGACGUCGGAUCUGUUGGAUCAAUUAGUUUUGAAAGUCAUGGCUCAAUUCAUCAGGGAUCAUGUUCCCCGGGCUCCUCUCUUCUUAUUAAUAAUGUAUGGUAUCAUCGCCCUAUCAUUUCCUCGAAAUUGGCAUACUUCCUGGGCCAAGGAGAAAUGCAGAUUUCCUUUGAUAAUGACUUAAUUUCGUUGCCGAACGAAGAAACAUGCAAGUAUUCAACCGGGAAGUGUUUCACUCCAAAUUAUGGAAACAUAUUUUGGGAGUUGGAUAAGCCUAGAUGUGAGGAUGAUAGGAAGAUACUAGUCUACUCAGGCGAGGGUUUAUUGGUGAAAGAUGAAGACAAUGAUGAGACAUAUAUCCAAGUUAACCAUGAUGGAUAUGAUUUCCAGAUUUUACUAACAAAAAACAAGUUGUCCAUUUGUGGUGUUGCGUCUUUUAGAACUGAACACCCCAACCUAUUUGCGACAAUAAUGGAUCCUCACAGCGCUAGUUUCUCCGUAACUGAGAAAGGAAACCCUCAAGAACUAAGUCUUAUGAAUUACCUCAACAGCAAGUUAAUAUACACAAUGAGACACACUCGUCGAGAAAAUAUGAUGUCGAUUGCAGUUUUAUCACCUAUGGAGUUUGCCUAUACUUAUGGUAAUCAAGUCUCAGUUGAGCAGAAGUCUCAGUUCAAUAGAAGUCUCAGUUGA